AUGGGGGAAGAACUGUACAUCGCAGCAUCAGCAGACGAUGUGAAUUCCAUCUACAAGGACACCAAAAACCUGGACUUCGACGCCGUCAUUGCGGACCUUUUGUCUGGCGGUGGGAGUUGGGUGGAUCGCCAACACGACGUGUAUGGUGAGCAGAUGCAUCCUGGGGGCCGCGGUCAUGCUUUGGACGAGGCCAUCGUGGAGCAAAUUGACCGAGCGGUGCAGUGGGACCACAUUGUCGCGCCGAUAGCCUUGGAUUCUCCCGGUGAAGCGUCGAAGAAAGUGAGCCUGUGGAAGUGGUGCGCUCAUGUGCUCGUCGAAACCUCGAUGCAGGCAUUUUUCGGCCCCUCGUUUCUUCGGCUCUCCUCUAAAUUUGUUGCCGAUCAUUUGAGUUUCGACGAGGAUUACUGGCGUCUCAAGGCCAAGUCCCCAAAAGCAGCUGCUACAACGAAAGAGAACUGCGUAUCUGCCCUGCGCCGAUGGUUAGAGCGUCCAGAGGUGGAAAGAAGAGAUGCUUGCUGGAUGGUUGCCAAAGUUGAGCGGGACUUUAUGAAUAUGGGCAUCUGUGAUAAUGCACAGUUAGCUGCUCUGCUAUUCAUCAAUAUUGAAGUCUGCUUCUGGCUAUUGGCUCAAAUUCUUCACGACCAGAGCCUCCUCAAGAGAAUCAGAACCGACAUCGACCAGGCAUUCUUGAACCAAGGUGACGCCUACAGGAGCCCAAACAUUGCACAUCUACUUGAGGACUUCCCACUGCUCAAUUCGACUUACGACGAGAUCCUGCGGUACACAAACAACGCGAUGGGCGUGCGCUUGGUGGUAAACCAGACCGGCAUUGGGAGGAAGACGCUUCGCCCGGGGCGCAAGCUUCUCAUGCCCUACCGCCAGAUGCAUCUAAGCCGCGACGUCUGGGGGCCAGGGGCGGCAGACUUCGAUGCUGGCCGGUUUAUGCGAGACAAGAGCCUGUCACGGGGCCCGAGCUUUCGGCCGUUUGGCGGUGGCAGCGGAUACUGCCCAGGCCGGUUUCUGGCACGUCGAGAGGUCUUCAUGUUUUGUUGCCACUGUUCUCGGGCGUUUCGAGCCGGGUCUGCUUCCUUGCAGCAAUGGCAGCAAGCCGGAAUUUCCGGACUUGGAUGA
Messenger RNA from Diaporthe citri, 1131 nucleotides. RefSeq lists its product as uncharacterized. The coding region runs from base 1 to 1131 and encodes 376 amino acids. Gene Ontology annotation, molecular function: steroid hydroxylase activity; heme binding; oxidoreductase activity, acting on paired donors, with incorporation or reduction of molecular oxygen. The record is from RefSeq and is a predicted model, not a curated record. The transcript is spliced from 3 exons. Lineage: Eukaryota; Fungi; Ascomycota; Sordariomycetes; Diaporthales; Diaporthaceae.